AUGCACAAUGGAUACUUGGAUAAGUACAUUUUCACGCGAGAAGAGGAGAAUUCUCUUGUUUACAAGGAAGUGUAUAAGAUUGCUUUCGGAGUUGCUAGAGGGAUUGAGUAUCUUCAUCAAGGAUGCGAUAUACAACUUCUACAUUUUGAUGUUGAGCCUCACAACAUUCUUAUUGACAGGGAUAUCAUCCCAAAAGUUUCCGACUCUGGGGUCACUAGAUUGAAUCUAAUGGACUACAACACCAUGACUAUGAGUGCUGCAAGAGGAACCUUGGGAUACAUGGCUCCAGAGUUGGUCUUCAAGAACCUUGGGGGCAUUUCUUCCAAAGCUUAUAUCUAUACUUUCGGCAAAUUGCUAAUGGAAAUGGCUAAUGAGAGGAAGAAUUGGGACACAGUUGCAAAGUGUUCGAGUCAAAUUUACUUUCCAUUAUUGGUGCAUGACCAACUUAGUGAAAGAAUGGACGUUGUGAUGGAAGAAGCAAGUGAGGAGAAUAAGAGAAUAAUAAAGAAGUCCCGAUUGGAGGUGAAGACGAAGAAGACGACGGCGAAGAAGGCGAUGGGCGGCGGAGGUGAAUCGGAGGCGACGCGGUGCGGCACGUGCGUGGUGGGGACGCCGGUGGAGCCCCGGGCGCACCCCGCGAACCAGCACGCCGCAACGUGGGUCGCCGGCGAGGCUCGCGGCGGUCCCACCACCUUCACUCCAGCUACAUGCGCGGCACUCCGAGCGGCUCGGCCUACGGCUACGCCCACCCCAACCAGAGCGGCGGCGGCGGCGGCGGCGAGAACCCGUACGUCCACGUCGCUCCGCUGA
Molecule: messenger RNA, 810 nt
Organism: Eucalyptus grandis
Lineage: Eukaryota; Viridiplantae; Streptophyta; Magnoliopsida; Myrtales; Myrtaceae
Product: rust resistance kinase Lr10-like
Exons: 2
Coding region: 1-810 (269 amino acids)
Biological process (GO): protein phosphorylation
Molecular function (GO): ATP binding; protein kinase activity
Source: RefSeq, a predicted model, not a curated record